Caenorhabditis briggsae is the source of this 363-nucleotide messenger RNA. The transcript is spliced from 3 exons. Lineage: Eukaryota; Metazoa; Nematoda; Chromadorea; Rhabditida; Rhabditidae. Bases 1 to 363 code for a protein of 120 amino acids. The record is from RefSeq and is a predicted model, not a curated record.
AUGGGGGACCAGUUUCGUUUUCCGGAAGUUCUUCGAGUGCUGCUCUACGACGAUGAAUCAGAUGAGUAUGUUGAGACUGGAAAAGCUGCCUGUCAAAACUGUCUGACCUUGCUCACUGUUUCCGACGGAGACCAUGUUCGACGCCAUGUGAAAGAACGUUGCAAGCAAAGAAAAAGAGUUGUGGAAAAUACGGAAAACGAAAAAGAAGAAGAGCCGGUUUUUAAGAAUCGAAAAAUUUCUGAAUAUUCGACGAAAAAACUCAAAGAAUCUGAUCUCACCAAAAUCUACAAAGCUCUUUCGAAAUACUGUCUUAGAACCGGGCGAAGCUUUAAUCAUAUGAGCUCAGCUAUGAAAUCCCUCUAG